ACUAAUUAUAUGUCACUGAUUGGCUCUGGAGGACAUAAGGCAAAACAAAUUUUGCACUCCAGAGAUCUGCAGCGUUCUGCAUUCAGAGCGCCAUUAGAAAAUGAAACUGUGUAAAUAUCGAUUGUUAAUUGUAUCUAACCCCGACACCCCCCAAAACAAGAGCAUUAAACCGUGUCCUUGGUUGGCCUGGUGCCGCUGAUCAAUGCCAUGUAACAUCCAAACGGGAGAAAUUCAAAAUCAAAGCUGUCGCUAUAGCAACGCCCCUGCCAGAUUCCACCAAUCAAUGGAGACCGUAGGGUUGUGAGAUGCGCCAGGGAAAGGCCAGCGUCCUACAUAAAGAGCGCGGGACAGGGAGCCGGGCAGCGCACACGGGGCAACGCGCCUUCCCGCACGCACGCACGCGACGCCGACGCCGACGCCGGAAUCAGGAGGAAAGGAGUGGACGAGCGAGAGGACAAAGACGGAAGAGAGAUGCGGAAUAACCGGGAGGAGAUGGUGCGCUCAUGUGAACGAGGGAUCCCUGUCUGGGUGUCUGUGGGCUGCCUGCUCCUCUGCAUCCACUUCCACUCUGUCACAGUAGCAGGAGCCGCCCUGAAGCAGGAGGCAGCCCUGGACAGCGGGGCCACGGUGCUGAAUCACUCUAUGAGCUUGGUGCAGCGCAUGGAGGCUCUGCUGGCCAUGGGCAACGGCAGCGACGUCACGCUGCGGGUGCAGACCAUCGGCACGGACGAGGUGAAGGUGAUCCCGGCCCACGGCCUGGUUCUGGCGCUGCAGAGCGACGUGUUCGAGGAGCUGCUGCUGGCGCGCAACAACAGCGUCGUGGUGCUGAGGGAGACGCCCGAGUGCGCAGCGGUGUUUGACAAGUUUGUGAGGUAUCUGUACUGUGGUGAUAUCUCCCUGCGACUCGAUCAGGCCAUUUCUCUGCAUAAGCUGGCCAGCAAGUACCAUGUGUGGGGCUUGCAGCAGGGUCUGACCCAGUAUAUGACCCAGCAUCUGUCCAGCGAGUCGCCCACCGGCCACGUGGUAGGCUGGUACAGCUACGCGCUGCAAAUCGGGGACGUGGCGCUGCGGGACAGCUGCCUGCAGUACCUGUCCUGGAACCUGUCGUCAGUGCUGCAGAGCGCAGAGUGGGGCUCCAUCAGCGAAGACCUGCUGCUCUCCCUGCUCCAGCGCUCUGACCUCAUUUUGCAGAGCGAGCUGGAGCUGUACGAGGCACUGGAGGCCUGGAUUAGCCAGAACCAGCCUGUCAGUGCGACGGUGGAGACCGCCCUGAGGGCCGUUCGAUACGGCAUGAUCCCCCCUCAGCAUCUCUUCCGCCUUCAGAAGCAGUCCGCCCUCAUGCUGAAGUACUACGAGUCCAUCCGCGACCUCCUCUAUCUGGCCUUCCAGUUUCAUUCGGCUUCUCCGAUCCAACUGGCCAAAUACUUCGAUGUCAACUGCAGCAUUUUCACGCCUCGUAACUACCUGUCUUCCUCGUGGGGGUCCCCGUGGGUCAUUAAUAACCCCACCCGCGACGACCGCAGCUACAGUUUCCAGACGCAGCUGGGUCCCAGCGGCCACGACUCUAGUAAGCGGGUGACGUGGAACGCCCUGUUCUCCCCUCGCUGGCUCCCACUCAGCGCCAGGUCGACGUAUACUGAGCUGGGCGCUAUGCAGCCCACCCGCACAGAGGGGGGGCGGCCUCGCAUCAUUAUAACACCAGCUACCUCCAGUCCAGACUUUGCUGGCGUCAGUUUCCAGAAGACGGUGAUUGUUAUGGCAAGACAGCAAGGAAAAGUCGUGGUCCGCCAUGUCUACAACUUCCACCAAAGCACAGAGGAGGCUGGGGAUUUCCUGGUAGAUGCUGACCUGCAGCGCCGUUCAUCCGAUUAUCUAAUUGACAGCUCCCUCUAUCUGCACAUUGUAAUAAAACCCAUCUAUCAUACACUUCUCAUUGCCAGGAAGUAAAGUCAAAUGUUUUGGUGUGGCCACACCAUUGGUUAUCCUUUUUCCUCCCACACAGUCACAUGCCCAUAUUCCAAAGUACACUCAUAUCACAGCACAUGCUUAUGCGUCAUGUCUGUGAGACCUCUAUGGCUGAUUAGUUUGUAGGUUUUGUUGUCCUGCAGUUAUUUAGUGAGGAUGUGUCUGGUAAAUGGAGGCAUUCACAGCUGAAAAGAUGUAGUUGCUAGUGCAAUGGGGUUUUCCCAACACUUCCUUGUUUGUUCAGGUAUUUUAUAAUCUAGCUGUUAAGUGUAUGCAGUGGCUAAUGUUGUUUUCAUAGGUAGUAGUUUUACUUUUAACAGUUUAUUGCUAUUAUAUUUUUAUGCAUCAAAUGUACAAUUUUUAAAGUUUGUGCACUUUCUGUGACAAUUAAUAAUAAACGAUUUUGUUAUUUACAUGCAUAAAUGAAAGUGCAGUCCCAUUAUCUGUGUUCCAUUAUCUGUCAACAAGGUAAUGGAGACUACUGUAUAAUGCAGACUUUUUCUUUUGUAGUUUUUUUCG
This is a messenger RNA of Betta splendens (Siamese fighting fish), 2484 nucleotides long. RefSeq names its product BTB (POZ) domain containing 17b (gene btbd17b). The coding region runs from base 472 to 1947 and encodes 491 amino acids. The transcript has 3 exons. Lineage: Eukaryota; Metazoa; Chordata; Actinopteri; Anabantiformes; Osphronemidae. The record is from RefSeq and is a predicted model, not a curated record. Gene Ontology annotation, molecular function: protein binding.